AUGCCUCCCCAAGCUGAAAGGAAGCCUAACCAAGUGGAACAGAAAGUUGUGGACCCUGAAGCAGAGCUUAGUAAUGCUGUCAGAACCUACUUGAAGCUCGCCCCGCAAUGCAGUGUGGAAAAGAGAGCUGGUGGUAUACCGCAACUUGCUCCUCAGGAGAAGCAGCUCAGCAUUCUCGCUCAUGAACUUCAUGAAACGCUGUUGUGCAUCAAUCUUGCAAGAAAAGGGCAGCAUGCAGUUCGUGAUGCUAAUGUCAAAAGUGGUACCCGCAAGUCUAUAGUGGAGUAUGAGCAGUUGGAGUCAGUGCUCAGGGAUGAAAGGGCGCAACAAGCUGAACUCGAUUGCCUCAACUAUCUGGCACAGAAGAAUGUCAUUGAACUGUCCAAGAAAGUCCCCACUGAGGCUGAUCGUGCGCGGACGCGGCGACGUCGCGCAGCCUACUGGUUAGUGUUGGCGCCUGCAUCGCUGUUGAUGGUUGCGCUGCGGCGAGUCCAACGCGCCAUCUGCCGGAUACCACGCGCGUUUGCUGCCAUCUCCGGCGGCGGCGCGUGUGACGAUGUUGAGGCGCAUGGUAGUGGGUUCGAUCCCGGGCCCGGCAUCGAACCCCUCUGUGGUUCGAAACUAGUAGAGCUUUUCUCAAUAUUUAAACCAGUAAGUAUUUAUAACAAACCAAUUAAACAGGAAUUAGGUAUGAUUGAGAACGCCAACAAUCGUCUUCGUCGCAUGGAGAAUAGACUGGACCUGGCCACGAAAAGGGUCUGUGUUGUCAAUGCGGAUAACAAGAAGGUUCGGGAAGAAAUCCACAGGCUGCUUGUUGAAAGAAAAGGCUUUAAUAUACAAUGGAACCGCACUAUUGGAAAGCUGGUGAAAGGCAAGAUGUACUUGAUGGAUAUAUUCGAAAUAGCCUCCAUGGCCUUCUCAGACAGAGACGAGUGCUGUCGCAAGCUAGAAGCUCUCAAGUGGAAAGGUCUCUUCCAGCUGAAUAGAGAUAUUUCUGAGAUGCAAUCCUUCGAAGGUGAACUGAACCACCUCGCGAAGCUGGAAGAAUUUCUGCGAGUGAAAGGUUCACGUCGAAUCUGCGAGGCUGAUGAGAAGGAGGAGAUAAAAAGGCAGGAGGAGAUACAAGCCUGUGAACAGGAUAUUGCCAGACAUGAUGCGUUGCUUGAAGAGAUAUUUGCAUACGCCGGUUCUGAAAAAGUGCCACACAUCAUAAACCACUUUCAAAUAAGUGAGAUCGAAAAUUUUUCCUGUUUUAUUCUACUCUGUCAAGUGCUGCAGGAGUCCAUAAUUCUAAAAAGGGAACAGGAAGUUCUAAGGCAAAGAAUCUUUGACCAACGGGACUUGAACGAAGCUCGAGAGGAGCAACAGGAUAAAAGAAUAGCGAGCAUGACGAAGACACUCGAAGAACUUCGUGCCAGUACAAUGAAGAAGCAGGAGCUUAACAAUCAAGCUGAUGCCACUAUAGCUAAAGUGCUCAAGGGUAUUGACGAGCUCGUCAAAUUAUCGAAAUGUGACUGCAAUGCGUUACUAGCCCUCCUCGGCAACCACACCGAAGUGACCAAGUGGAAUGUCUCCAAAUUCCUGAGAAUCUUGGAGACUGAAGUUAAAAGUCUUAUACAAGUUGUUUAUGGUGCUGUCAAGCCUCCAGCUCCAACGCCCAAAGGACGCAAAGGUCCACCGGUACCUCCCAGUUCUAGACUUGUGGCGGACCCACGCGUUGAGAUCAUACGACCGAAUAGGAUUGAAAAGCUUGUACCCUACCAACCAUGUGCAUAUUGUGUGGAAGACUACAUAAUGAAUCUCGUAUUCGAAACACCAGCGGUGCCUGCCACAAAAGAAUACAUUGAAUCUAUCUUCCAUCUCGAGGAUGUGAACACGAAAUUCAAUAUCUACACACUUACUAUACCAGCGAAACGCCAUCCGUUCCGUGGAAAGAAAGACUGA
Messenger RNA from Spodoptera exigua (beet armyworm), 1944 nucleotides. Lineage: Eukaryota; Metazoa; Arthropoda; Insecta; Lepidoptera; Noctuidae. The record is from the annotation of a GenBank genome assembly.